CCUCCUUUAUCGUCUUGCAGCGCUGCUUGCCGACAGACUUAAAGCGACGCUAGGUGGCAGCUCUGACAUCAAUCUGAUGUCGAUGUAGCAUUAUUGGGGUUAUUUGUAGUUUAGACACAGAUGACACACCAAACCACUGUUGCUUUUCUUUCUUCGUUCCCAUAGUUUUACUUCCCUUGUUUUCAUGUCGAUCUUUUUCUGUAAGGAAACUAGAAUUGAUCAACACAGCUUGAAUCAGUUAGUGUGUUAAGUGCUUUAAGAUUGUUAUUCAUCGAUUAACUGGAGUUAUUUAAAACUGAAGCCUAUCCAGUGGAAGGAUGCUAUAGUAAAACAGAUGUUUCUGGCGGUCACUUGAUGUGUGUGGGACGCUGCUUAUGCUAGAUGUGUUUUGUAAACGCUUAAAGGUGAAGGACGGAAACGGGUCCGUUGGUGGAGCACGGGGAGGAGGAGAUGUCAGAAGGCUGAGAAGAGGAGAUAGUCAGGAGGACAGUGAAGGUGAGUCUGACCAGUGGCGCCAGACUUGUAGACCGUGGACAUGUACGAUGGAAGUUCUUUCACUGCUUAAACAUUCCAUGAGCGGAGACGACGUGAACCCCAUUACAAAAUAUUUUACAUUAGGAAAACAAUGUGGCAGUGCAGGUGUGGAGAUGGUCUGGAAGAUCUACGAGGCAGUUAGAAGUGAAGAUAAAAAGGAAGCUUCAGUGUUCAUAUUUGAAAAGAAGAUAGCUGAUAAACUUCACAAACCAAGAAGACGUGAAGUUGUUGCAGAGACUCUUCGGAAAGACAUAAGUCAUUUAGAGAGACUUAGGCAUCCUAAAAUAUUGUCGCUACUGCAUGGGCUAGAAGAAUGUCAUGACAGCCUAGCCUUUGCCUCCGAGCCUGUAUUUGCUAGUCUGGCUAAUGUGUUAGGAAAUUACGAGAGAUUACCAGCUGUUAUUUCUCCAGAAAUCAAAGAACACGAGUUUAUUGAGCUGGAGAUCAAGCAUGGUAUAGUACAGAUAACUGAAGCUUUGGCUUAUUUACACAACACUGAACAUUUGAUUCACUGUAACAUUUGCCCUCAGUCCAUUCUACUGACUAGGAAAGGAAAUUGGAAACUUAUGGGCUUUGGUUUUGCAGAGAAAAUAAAAGAUGGAAAAGAAGGUUGCAUCGGUCAAGCGUGGACUACGAAAAUUCCUAAAAUGGCUCAACCAGAUUUAAAUUAUAUGGCCCCAGAAGUGCAACUGACCAAAAAAUGUAGUCCACUGAGUGAUAUGUUUUCUGUGGGCAUGGUCAUUUGUGCCAUUUACAAUCAGGGCAAAUCUCUAAUCAAUGCAGAACACUCUCCCAAUCUCUAUGUGAAACAGUUAGAUCAGAUGCAAGAAACAUUUGGUAUCGUAGCUCACAAGAUGCCCAUACAAUUGGUGGAGCCCGUAGAAAAGAUGAUCAAUAAAGAUAUUCGGUAUCGUCCAACAGCUCAACUUUUUUCAUUGUUGAAAUAUUUCAACGACCCGGUUGUGAUAAGUCUUCAUGGACUUGAUAUGUGUGAUAAACGUGAUCCAGUUCAAAGGGUUGAAGCUUACAGCAGUCUGUCGCAAGUGGUGCCAAACAUACCUAGGAAAAUGUUGUACAACAAUGUAUUACCAGAACUACUGAAUGAGUGUAAAUCUUCUGACUCCAUUGUUUAUGCCUUACCUACACUGAUCACAAUUAUAGAUUAUGCCACAAGAGCGGACUAUGUUGAUUUGAUUAUGCCAGAUUUUAGAGCCAUUCUUGCCAAUACUAAGCCAGUGCAGGCAACUGUAUAUAUACUCAACAAGUUGGACAUUCUACUGACCAAGUCGCCAAUGGAUGAAAUUAAGGGAGAAAUUCUACCCUUUGUAUUUAAUACUUUGGAUUCUUCUUCGCUUCAGGCUCAGGAAGCUGCAUUGGGUGCUAUUGGUGUGAUUAAAGAAUAUCUUGAUGACAACAUCCUAAGAAAAGUGGUUCUACCUAAAGCUAAAUCUUUAUUUUUUCGCUCUAACAAUGUCAAGAUCCGUAUCAACGCUCUGACAUGCAUUGAUCAUUUAUUGGACAGUUUAGAUAAAAUGUUGAUACUGGAUAAUAUACUGCCCUUCCUUGCCAAUAUAACUGCUCAAGAUCCAGAUGUAAUCAUGUGUAUUGUAGGUAUUUACAAACACAUGCUGAGUGAUAAAAAGUUUGGCCUAACUCACAAUCUUCUAGCAACCAAAGUGAUGCCUUCUUUAAUUCCACAUACUGUAAAUCCUGGACUCACCAUGGAACAGUUUACGUCCCUUGUGGAAGUACUGAGGGAGAUGUUAGAACAAGUGGACAAACAAAGACGUGACAAAAUGAAGUUAGAAACUGUCUCCCUUCCAGUACCACCGAGAGGCUCAUUGAAGAUGAUGAACACAGACAACGAGUCUGACGACAGUUUACCACAUCAAGCGCUCCUGAUUGAGACACAACGUUCUCAACAACUCCACAAAGUCAUGACAUCCCCAGGAACACCAGAAACACAACGCAAUAAAAUCAACAGCAGUCCAAAGGCCAACCGAAAAAAUCAAAGUUUACAGUGUCUUGGUAUGAGUUUGGAUGAGAAGUCCACCUUAGACAAACCUACUGAUACUUUGAGACGCCAUAGCCUAGUACCGCCACCAUCUGGCAGUACUAAUGGCCCAGUAGCCAGCAGCAAUAACCCAACCAUUUCAAUCACCACUGAUGAUUUAAGUCCAGACAGACCAAGACGACCAAGCACUCACAGCCUGGGACCUUUCUCUGUAAGUGGAUUGACCGAUUUCCUCCACCGGGGGAGUGUGUCUUCUGAAAGGAACAGUGGGGUAUCCCACCGUCGGCCCAGCAUGGCCGGCAUACUGCCUAUUACUUCCGCCGAUAGCCGUCGACCGAGUACUCAUAGUGUUGGCAUUCUUCCGAUUUCUAUGUUUGGAGAGGGCGGGGAAAAGCCCCGGAGACCUAGCACCCAUAGCCUUGGGGUGUUUCCUUUUGGUUGCUUUGGCGAGGACAAACCAGAACGUCCCCGACGAUGUAGCACUCACAGCUUAGGUCCUCUAGUGGUGCCUGACUUAGACAGACGAGGUAGUCGUGGCAGUAUAUUUGGAACUUUAGGACUGGGUGAUCUCACAGGGGGGAGUUCACACAAUCAGAGGAGGCCAAGUUUUCAAGCGUUUGGAGAAAGUGUGAUGCAACUGUUUGGUAACAAGUGAAAGUAUUCCAGCCAAAGUUCAACAAACUACUUAGCUCUACCCUCCUCGUGAUAUCUCUAUGUUGUGUGACGUAUUUUGUACAUACAACUAUGUCUAUUUAAAUGGCUUGUUCACUAAUAUAUGUACCAAAUGCACUUUUACAACCCUUUCCUUGUUCCUUAAAAACAAAUCUAUUUUUGUAUACAAUUUUUUCAAGCCCUGCCUGCUCUUGUCCAUGAUUUAUGUCUCCUUAUAUUUUUUUAUAACCGUAUGCAUAAAUGAUCAACAUGUCCAUGCAGAUUUUGGGUAAUAACUGUAUAUUUAUAUAUAUAUAUAUUCUAAUAUAUAUAUUCAUAUAUCUAUAUAUAUAACUAUUUAUUUGUUUAGAUGAAAUGUUUAUGAAUAGGCUACAGCUGGUAACUCUAAGGCACUGAUUCAAUCAGAGCUACAACGAUCGAUAGUAAUCCAAGUGUCGGCUAUUAUUGGAAGUCUGUGAUGUAGUUAUUGCAGGGAUCGAUGGUCCUCUCAGGCUGUGAGAGCUGGUGUUAUAUUGUAGUACCAGACUCUUGACCAUAUGAGACUCUGAUUGUAUGGUGAGUCAUAGAUGUGGCUCGACUCGCCCCAUUAAUGUUAACUACUGGAGUAGCUUAGCUUGGUGUUCCAUUCUAUUAUUAUAUUUGUAUUGAAAUUAUUUUUUUUUAGUUGUCACUUUGGCACUAUUAAGACCUUGUCUGCAAUAAUUACACAUUUUAACAAUAAUGUUUUGUCUCGCGGAAUCUCAAAGUAUUAUUUUAUAAUCAAUAGAAAUGGAAAUCAUUAUUGUAGUGAAUUAAAAAUGUGACCAUGUUACAAACAAUACUGAACCGUAUAGUCCGUCAGUUUAUUUAAAAACAUAUUUAUUAAAGUCUCAAGUUUUAUUUCCGUCCUUAUUUCUCAUUAUUCACCUACGUAGCCUAGAAACUGCUACAGUAAAUGUUUAUCAAUAAAGUAACUCAUUCCACAUGUAACUUAUUCGACACCCAUUAUAGAAUGAUUCAACAAUGUACAACAAAAUGACUGAAAAAAUGUAUUAUAAAAUCGGUACAUGUAUUUACAAAUACGAUAUCUAUCUAUUCUUUCAAUGGAAAUGGUUAAAACUAAAACUAACUAGCCCAAGGAGUGUCCAUUGAGUAACGAAGAGAACAGUAUAAGUUUCUUAUUGGAACAUUCAGCGCUCAAAGAUUGACCGACAUGUACAUUGUUGAACACCCAUUCAGCGCUCAAAGAUUGACCGACAUGUACAUUGUUGAACACCCAUUCAGCGCUCAAAGAUUGACUGACAUGUACAUUGUUGAACACCCAUUCAGCGCUCAAAGAUUGACCGACAUGUACAUUGUUGAACACCCAUUCAGCGCUCAAAGAUUGACCGACAUGUACAUUGUUGAACACCCAUUCAGCGCUCAAAGAUUGACCGACAUGUACAUUGUGGAACACCCAUUCAGCGCUCAAAGAUUGACCAACAUGUACAUUGUUGAACACCCAUUCAGCGCUCAAAGAUUGACCAACAUGUACAUUGUUGAACACCCAUUCAGCGCUCAAAGAUUGACUGACAUGUACAUUGUGGAACACCCAUUCAGCGCUCAAAGAUUGACCGACAUGUACAUUGUGGAACACCCAUUCAGCGCUCAAAGAUUGACUGACAUGUACAUUGUUGAACACCCAUUCAGCGCUCAAAGAUUGACUGACAUGUACAUUGUGGAACACCCAUUCAGCGCUCAAAGAAUCUGGGAAGUCUUUCACAUGCCCAUAUUUUUCAUCUCAACUAAACAACAACAUAUUACUGUUUGUUAUACUUAUUGCUACACGUAUUGUUAUUCUUAGUAAAUAAAUCAUGGGAUAUAAUCAGUAGCGAUUUUUUGAUCAGCAUUACAUUUAUGUGAUUUUUCAAAUAGUAAUUAAAACAAUAACCUGAAUCCCCUCGAAAGGAAUUAGAAUGUCGUAUAAUUUAAAGGUGAAUGUGAAUUAGAAUGUCGUAUAAUUUAAAGGUGAAUGUGAAUUAGAAUGUCGUAUAAUUUAAAAGCUGAAUGUGAAUGGUAAUAAUCUCAAAGGAAAGGUUUUUACUGCACAGUUUGUCAGUGGACGCUACUGGUUAGAGAUAGACUUUAACAAUUUAAAGAUUAUUAAACGUCGGAAACGGUCAUCAGUUGUAUUUCAAUGUCGAUAAAACAGUCAUCAGUUGUAUUUCAAUGUCGAUAAAUAUACAAAUAGAUAAGCAUUGAACUAUUUCAACAUGAUCAUAUUUACUUUUGAUUCAAUUUUGAUUUUACAACAUAGUUGACUCGAGCAUCAAUUUUGAUUUUUGAAAAUCAAUCUUAGAAGCGUUUGAGUCAUUAGCGAAGAAAAGUAAAUUUCUACCAGACAACUUGCACUUUGUUUGAUUCAACAGACAAUAGAAAGAAAAUGGAAGGACAUCAAAAAUGGCAAUAAAAAUAUGGAAUGCAAUUACUAAAUGGAAUAAAAUAGACUCAAAAGCCCUUUUUCAAAUGGUCCAAUUUUGUAAACCAUUAUUUAAAUCGGCAGAAAAGGUUUGAAUAUUUCUUUUAAAUUAUGCUUAAUGUGGAAAAAUAAAUAAAUAUAUCAUUAUCAAAUACAUUUGACUACAUUAUUUUUUCUACUCACAUAUAAGGUCUAGUAAAAUUUUGUAUAUCAAAAUCUUUGGCUGUUUUAUUUAUGCAAAACACACAUACUUAUUACCAUAAUCUCAUGACAUUUUAUCUGUUAAGGAUGUUUUAGAUAUUUCUAUUUCUCUUUAACAUCACUAAUAUGCCUAGAGAUGAAAACAUUUAUUUAAGCUCUAUUUUUUAUUUUAACUCUCAAACGCCAAAUUGUUUUCCAAUGCCAUAUCUGUGAACUCUGACCCUGUACAUCUACUUCUUUAUGACAUGUUAUGUUCACCUUUAUGUUUCACUCUCCGGUACUACCAGAUUCAAAACUAACUCUAUAUUUCUAUUCUGUAUUGAUCCCAACCAUCUUCUUUGUUGUACGUUGAUGUCAACUCAGCACUGAUUCAUUUGGAACAAAUCGUUCAUCGCCAUGUCAUUGGCAUGUAUUAUGUAUUAGAUAUACCAGGAGUUCAACAUGUUCUUUAUUGUGUUCGAUGUUUCAAAUAAAUUCCAGGACUUCCA
This is a messenger RNA of Biomphalaria glabrata, 6346 nucleotides long. RefSeq names its product SCY1-like protein 2. Bases 375 to 3203 code for a protein of 942 amino acids. The transcript has 20 exons. The record is from RefSeq and is a predicted model, not a curated record. Gene Ontology annotation, molecular function: ATP binding; protein kinase activity. Lineage: Eukaryota; Metazoa; Mollusca; Gastropoda; Planorbidae. Gene Ontology annotation, biological process: protein phosphorylation.